This is a messenger RNA of Macadamia integrifolia, 1519 nucleotides long. RefSeq names its product F-box protein CPR1-like. NCBI's taxonomy places the organism in Eukaryota, Viridiplantae, Streptophyta, Magnoliopsida, Proteales, Proteaceae. The record is from RefSeq and is a predicted model, not a curated record. The transcript is spliced from 3 exons. Bases 138 to 1280 code for a protein of 380 amino acids.
GGGUUCCUAACCCUAGCGGUGAUCACCAAGAAGAUAAGCGAAGAGGAGACGAUACCAACCAAGAACUCGCCUGAAGAACUCAUCGCCGAUAUACUUUCAAGGCUUCCAGUCAAGUCUCUUCUGAAAUUCAAGCGUGUAUGCAAAACCUGGUGUGCUCUUAUAACCAAUCCUGCUUUCGUCAAAAAGCACCUCAAUCCCUUGCAAGCAAUAGCAACCGCAGCCUCAUUUUGGGACGUCGCUAUCUCUUCUCUCUUGAUUUAGAUUCUUGCGAACAAGAAGAGGAGGUAGAACUCGAUUAUCCGCUCAAGAACCCAAGAAUGACAACCAGGGUAUUGGGUUCAUGCAACGGUUUACUCUGUAUUUCCAACUCUGACGAAGAAAUAUUGCUCUGGAAUCCUUCUAUCAGAAGGCAUCAUGAGGUGCCCUUUACACCUAUAGAAUUUCCAGUCAGAUUACUCAGAUCAGACCUCCGUCACAUGUUUUACGGAUUUGGUUACGACCCCACCACGGACGAUUACAAGCUGAUUAGGGUUGUGGAGUUUUAUGAUGACGAUGAUUACCCUUACUCUUGUGAUUCGGAGGUGAAGGUUUACUCACUUUGUACCAAUUCAUGGAGAAGGAUCUUGGACAUGCCAUACUAUCUCACCUGCCAUUGCUACUAUGGGGUUCUUGCAAAUUAUGCUCUUCAUUGGGUUGCAAUGCGCAAGACGGGACCUGACACGACCUCCAGUUUUAUCGUUUCCUUUGAACUUCGAGAUGAGGAGUAUCGAGAGGUUCCACUGCCUGACUAUGUGGGAGAUGGGUUUUAUAUGAAUCUUGGGGUUCUUGGAGGACAACUUUGCUUGCUCCGCAUUUUCUCCAAGGUUGGUGUUGAGGUUUGGGUGAUGAAGGAUUACGGCGUGAGGGAUUCUUGGGUGAAACAGUCCUCCCUUGAACAAUCAGCAGUGAUAUGGCCUUUUUGCUGCAUCAGACCUAUUUGCUAUACAAAGAAUGGAGAAGUUAUACUCGACAAGUAUACAGCAGACAAAGCGCCGCUUAUCCUGUAUGAUCCGCGUAGUAGAAGUGUUUGGAAUAUUAGGCUUUGUGAUGCUCGAGAUAGGAAUGGAGCAGAGAUCUGCAUUGGGAGUCUCCUUCUACUCGAUACGAAAGAUGGAGCUCAACAAACAGCAAUGAAGAAAAGGCAGAGCUGGUUCUUGUCUCUUACAGGGGUAUUUUUGGAAAUGUGGUGCUGUAGUGAGGAUGAUGAAGAUGGAUCAGGAAAAUUUAAAGGAAGGACCUGAAAACAUAGGGCUGACGUUGGAACAGGAAGGUUAGCAACGAACUGAUUGAGAAUGGGAAAGCAAAUCACAAGGCAAUCAAGGCAUGGCUUACAGAGUAUAUCCUACUUAAAGAGUAUGAACAUCGAUGCCCUUAUGUUUUUUAUAUGGUUUGGAACAUAUUACAGCUCACUGACUUCAAUCUUUUUGUUCAAACACUUUAAAAAUGUCAAUACAACUGUGGUGGUGCCUAUCUUUGAUCA